AUGAGCACACGAGCCAUACAUUUGGAACUAGUUCCCGACUUGACCACUCCCGCCUUUCUUAAUGCUCUAAAGCGGUUCAUAGCGAGGCGAGGCAAGUGUGCGAACAUUUAUUCGGAUAAUGGUAGCAACUUUAAGGGUGCGAAUCACGAGUUACGCGCGUUAUACGAGUUAGUGUCGCAACAAUCUCAUAUAUCGGCGAUCGAUCAUUACUGCUCUGAACAAGCCAUACAAUGGCACUUUAUUCCGCCGUAUUCCCCUCACAUGGGUGGCUUAUGGGAAGCGGGUAUUAAAUCUGUCAAAACGCAUUUGCGCAAAAUUUUAAGCGAGGCGUUGGUAACUUACGAAGAAAUGUACACCGUGUGCACUCAGGUUGAAGCCGUGCUUAACUCCCGUCCAUUAACGCCGAUCUCUAAUGACCCCACCGAUCUCACUGCCUUGACUCCUGGUCAUUUCUUAAUCGGUGAGGCACUCACAAGCAUUCCGGAGCCAAAUUGGUCUGAGGUGCCAUCCAAUCGACUUACUCGGUUUCAAUACGUUGCAAAAUUGACCCAACAUUUUUGGUCAAGAUGGUCGAAUGAGUAUUUAUCGAACCUUCAGCAGAGGUGCAAAUGGAAUCGCGAGGAUCGAGCGUCGAAGAUUGAGAUUGGAGCGAUGGUUGUCUUACGCGACGAGCAAGCGCCACCCAUGCGUUGGGCGUUAGGGAGGAUAGUGGAAUGCCACUCCGGUCAUGACGGAAUAACGCAAGUUGUCAGUGUAAAGACUUCUAAGGGAGUCACGAAACGCGCUCUGUCGAAGAUAUGUUUGUUACCCAUCAAGGUCUAA
This is a messenger RNA of Temnothorax curvispinosus, 822 nucleotides long. RefSeq lists its product as uncharacterized. Lineage: Eukaryota; Metazoa; Arthropoda; Insecta; Hymenoptera; Formicidae. The coding region runs from base 1 to 822 and encodes 273 amino acids. The transcript has a single exon. Gene Ontology annotation, molecular function: nucleic acid binding. The record is from RefSeq and is a predicted model, not a curated record. Gene Ontology annotation, biological process: DNA integration.